This is a messenger RNA of Meira miltonrushii, 804 nucleotides long. Its product is annotated as NAD(P)-binding protein. Lineage: Eukaryota; Fungi; Basidiomycota; Exobasidiomycetes; Exobasidiales; Brachybasidiaceae. The transcript has a single exon. The annotation marks the transcript as partial. The record is from RefSeq and is a predicted model, not a curated record. Gene Ontology annotation, molecular function: oxidoreductase activity, acting on the CH-OH group of donors, NAD or NADP as acceptor.
UGGAAUGAUCAACUUGCAAUCGUUACUGGUGCUUCAGGUGGCUUGGGCGCUUCAAUCGCAAAGAAACUGAUCGCCAGAGGAUGUGGUGGAGUAAUUUGCGUUGAUAUAAAAAACAACGAAUGGCUACAAAAGGGCGAAGGUAACAAUUAUCCGCGUGCGAAGAGCAUUCGUUGUGAUAUAAGCAGACCAGAAGAAAUCACACAGCUAGCAAACACGAUCAAGGAACAGUUCAGCGAUCGAAAAGUAUCAAUCUUGAUCAGCAAUGCUGGAAUCAUGCAUGGCGCCCCAUUGCUCGACCUGCCAGAAGGACAAUUCGAAAAGACAAUCAAUGUCAACUUCACUUCCUCGUACUACCUUUUACGAGCAUUUCUGCCUGAUAUGAUUUCUGCAGGACGUGGUCAUAUCGUUGCAACAUCUUCUGUGAUGGCAUAUCUGGGCGUCAGUAGAUUGAGCGAUUACGUUGCCAGCAAACAUGCUUUAACAGGUCUGAUGGAAUCAUUGCGAUACGAAUUGGAUAAAAUAUAUCGCAAGCCAAAUAUUCGCACAUCGAUUGUGGUUUUGGGUCAAAUGACAACACCUUUAUUCUCUAAAUACAAGAUGUCUAGUAUUGGUGGAUUUCUGAUGCCGUUACAAGAUCCCGAUUCGGUGGCAGAAGAUAUCGUGGAUAACAUUCAUCUCAACAAAAGCUCAUACAUCUAUCGUCCUUAUUUGGCUCGAUUAGCAACAAUCGUACAAGCGAUGCCACAAUGGAUACGCGAUCUAGCCCAAAAAAUUUCAGGAGCAGAUGAAGCCUUUCAAAAUUAA